GUAGCUACCGCAAAAGCUUGGCCGAAUAUUGACCAACUUUCUCUCGAUUAUCAAAAGUGGCUAAACCAGACGGGACAAGAUGAGGCAGCCGCUGAAUUACGUGUUCGUCAGAAGGACAUUGAGGGCGCUAUCAACCUGUACCUGCGUGCCAGAAUGCCCGGUAAAGCGGUGCGCCUUCUGCUCACAGAUUCACAGCUGUUAACGGCCAACCGGGACUUGACGGAACGAGUGGCGCAGAUCACUCCCACGAGGUUGGCCAUGAAGCUAGAGCCUCUUUUGAAUUUAGGUGCACUUCCUUGCCCGAGCGCAUUGCUAUCCUCUCUGUAA
Molecule: messenger RNA, 327 nt
Organism: Protopolystoma xenopodis
Lineage: Eukaryota; Metazoa; Platyhelminthes; Monogenea; Polystomatidea; Polystomatidae
Source: the annotation of a GenBank genome assembly